AGCGGUACUAUUUUUUAAAACCCGAAUUUCUAUAAAAUCCGAAACAAUCUACGGAAUUGUGAAGUUUGUAAAUCUGUACAAAUUCUUCAUUAGAUAAAUAUAUUUUUAUAUAUUUUUUUGUUGUAUAUAUGCAUAUAUAUAUGUUAACUGUUUUAUAUUGAUCAGUGUAGCAGUCCAUUUAAAAAUGUCUCCUGUCACGUUUAGUAAAUAAGGUUAUUUUAUGAAGUGUGGAAAAGCACGUUCUUUAUUUAUUAAAUAAAAACAACAUUACAUGCUAUGAAUUUACAAUAGAUAACGACACGAUGAACACUGCACACAUUAAUUUGUUACCUUUACUUGAAUCUUCUUUUACCGAAGGAAACUGGAACGAAUUGUCAAACAUUCUUAACCCUAAAUUAUUUACAGCUGUUGAUUCAGAGGACUUAAUUGCUUUACCUGUCCUAGCCAAAGUAGCACAGAUCCUUACAACGGAGGAUUCUGUUGUUCCUAAUAAUAUAAAAAUUACUUGCUUAAAAUGUUUAGGAAAUUCUUGUUUCAAUAGUUACAUACAUAAAGAGUAUACAUCAAAUUAUGUUGAAAGGGGAAAACACUGUAACAAGUUGUACCUUGCUUUAGCAUCAAAUUAUGAAAAUUUAAAGGAAAUUUUUAAUUUAUAUUCUUUUGAUGCACACUUUCCAUAUGAAGGUGUUAUUGAGUGGACAUUAAAUUUUAUUAAAACUUGUAAAAUUAAUGAAUUGUCAGAUGAGGAGAUUGAAAUUUUAAGGCUAAGCGUUCAGUUUUUGUGUAAUUUAUUUACGUUUGCAUAUAAGGGAACUACUUUCCCAGAUCAAUACGACAUACCUCAGUAUCUAUAUGAUAUUCGCUUGAAAAGCAUAAUAAUAAAUCUAAUUCACUGUGAUCAUGUUCCUCUUGUAAGAGCUUCGUGUAUGUUUAUACACAAUGCUCUCAAAAAAUUUGAAGGAAAGAACUUCACAGAGCAAGAGAAAGCCCAAUUGUGCUCACGGUUAUUAAAACCAAUUAAAGAAGGUCUUGAAAGUGCGAAGGAGACUCUACUGGUUUUACUGUGUCAAACAAAUAUAUUACACAAUACAUACGAUGAUAUGACUAUCGAGGAUAAACUGUAUUUGUUAGAAAUAAUUUACAAUGAACUCUCAAAGUCGGUAUACCAAUCCAAAGAGAAGUCUGUAUUUACCAGAGAGACUAUUCAAUUUUUAAUUGAAAGAUUUUGCAAAAUAAGUGAUUUAAUUUUGAAACUAUCUGAUGGCGAUGUUGAUAAAAUGGAACCUACAGAAGUGGUGAUUCUACUUGAUAUUGUUGGAAUCUUAACCUGUGAAUCAUCCCAGGAAUACAGCUUUUUAAAGAGCUACAGAAGUCUACUUGUCAAUUGUACUUAUCUACUGAAAUCUAUGCAAGCCAUUGGAAAACAGUCUAACAAUUACUUUACACCACUACAAAAACUUAGCGAUCUAGCACCAGUUGGAGGUGAAAGUGAAUCUAAAACUGACACAUCAAAGACUGAUAUUCAUAGUCAUCCUGCCUUUGGUUUUAAAGCUGGCUUAAUUAGAAUUAUUGGGAACAUGGCAUACAAGAAUAAAGAGUAUCAAGAUUUUCUUCGCGAAAUGGACGCCUUGCCUCUGCUCCUGGACUGCUGCAAUAUAGACGCGAAGAAUCCACUUAUAAUGCAAUGGACGAUACUGGCUCUGCGGAAUUUAUGCGAGAACAAUCUUGAAAAUCAAGAGAUCAUCCAGAAUUGCACGAGAGUAGGAAUCGUGGAGAGCAGCGUGCUGCAGGAGAUGGGUUUGACUUUGAACGAGGACGAAGAAGGAAAGAAAAUCGGUAUCAUACCUCUGCCUCGCGAUUAAAUCCACGAACAGAGACUAUGAUGUGGAAAAUACGACUGAUGCUUUUAUUUUUUUUUCGACUUAUUAUUUAUCUUGGAGAUGGUGCGAUGUUAUACGUGUGUUGCGAGGCUGGGUCACAUAAUUAAUAUAUUUUGUCUUCGUUUAAUCCUAGAGCAGGCAUUGUUUUAAUAAAUACGAGAACUUCUAAAUUUUCGAAUUUAUAUCCUUCAAAAUUUAAAAAUUGUUUAAAUGAAAUUCUUCGGUGAAAGUUAAUAUUUAUGAGCAUCAGUAUUUUGUAGUUGUCAGAUUUGUGAAUUUUGACAUUCAGAAAUUUUCAAAUUUGAAAAGUUUUGAGGUGAAGAAUUUGCUGAUUUGCAAAUUAGAAAUUGAAAAAUUUUUAGGUUUUUUGACUUAAAAAUAGUUGAGUAUUGAAAUUAAGGAUAUUGAAAUUGUUUAAUUUCAAAUAUUGAAACUUACAAAUGCUGCACAGAAGGAACUCUUCCUAUAUUGCCAAUUUCAAUAAUUUGCGAUUGUACUAUUUAUGGCGAAAUAACAAGAGUCUACUACACAUACUAACAUAAUGAAAGCUAAACUAUUUUCAAUCAGAUAAUUAACGAAAAAUAUUAUAUCAGAAUAAUCAGAAAAAAGAUAAUAAACAUUGCAAAUUAAAUGUAAUGCAAAUGAGUAAAUAAUGCAAUAUAUAAUUACUGUAGUGGUCUGUGAAACCACAUAUGCUCACUCUAGGGUUAUUGAGAAAGUAAUAUUAUUUUUAACAGUAAUGUUUUUAAUACUGUCGAUUUUUAAUUAUUUUUUAUCGAAACCAACGAACGAUACUAGUUCCUUUUUUGUGAUAUUUCAUUCAUGUGCAUUCAUUGCUUUCAAAUUUAUAAUUAAAUUAAUUAUUGCAUUUCAUUGUUAUGUCGCAUAAAAAUAUAUUUACAUAUGUUUUCUAAGUUUUAUUAGUACGUUUUUUGAUAAUUGUGGGAAAGUUUUUUCAUUUUGUGAUGUUAAA
This is a messenger RNA of Megachile rotundata (alfalfa leafcutting bee), 2853 nucleotides long. Its product is annotated as ataxin-10. Gene Ontology annotation, biological process: neuron projection development. NCBI's taxonomy places the organism in Eukaryota, Metazoa, Arthropoda, Insecta, Hymenoptera, Megachilidae. Gene Ontology annotation, cellular component: cytosol. The record is from RefSeq and is a predicted model, not a curated record.